AGGGGGCGGAGCCCUGCUGGGAGGGAGGGGAGGAGGGCAAGAUGGCGGCCGGUGAGUGAUUCUCCCUGGCUUCCCUCAGGGCCGAGGAGACGCCGGGGCGGGGGACCCGCUCGUGCAGCCCGCCGGCCUCCUCACCCCCGCCCCCGGAGGCCUCCUCUUUCCCGUCCUUCACCUCGGGGGCGGGCCAGCAUCCUCGGACACCAUGUCAGACUCUGAGGAGGAGAGCCAGGACCGGCAACUGAAAAUCGUCGUGCUGGGGGACGGCACCUCCGGGAAGACCUCCUUAGCUACGUGUUUUGCUCAAGAGACAUUUGGGAAACAAUACAAGCAGACAAUAGGACUGGAUUUCUUUUUGAGAAGAAUUACCUUACCAGGAAAUUUGAAUGUUACUCUUCAAGUUUGGGAUAUAGGAGGGCAGACAAUAGGUGGCAAGAUGUUGGAUAAAUACAUCUAUGGAGCACAGGGAAUCCUCUUGGUAUAUGAUAUUACAAACUACCAAAGCUUUGAGAAUUUGGAAGAUUGGUAUUCUGUGGUGAAGACAGUAAGUGAAGAGUCAGAAACUCAGCCCCUGGUUGCUUUAGUGGGCAAUAAAAUUGACUUGGAGCAUAUGCGAACAGUAAAACCUGAUAAACACUUACGAUUUUGCCAGGAAAAUGGUUUUAGUAGCCACUUUGUUUCAGCCAAGACAGGAGACUCUGUCUUCCUGUGUUUUCAGAAAGUUGCAGCAGAAAUCCUGGGAAUCAAAUUAAACAAAGCAGAAAUAGAACAGUCACAGAGAGUGGUGAAGGCAGAUAUUGUAAACUACAACCAGGAGCCCAUGUCAAGAACUGUUAACCCGCCUCGGAGCUCCAUGUGUGCAGUGCAGUGAGCACACACUGUAUUGAUAAUUCUGGCUGCUCUUCCCCUGGAUUGGGCCCAAGCUGCCUAGGACCGUGCUUUUUCAGUGACUGUCUAUGUAGUCAGCCCACACUUCCUCCCACUCUGCUCCUUCUUCCUUUAGUUGCCUCAGGGAUCAGGCAGCUCCCUGGACGGGAAGGAAUGCAGAUUUGGAACCACGGGUUUUGAAAUCUGAAUGGAGAAUCCAUUCUCUGGAUUGAGACUGCCUCCUCGCUCCAGAAGAACCAUGUUGCUUCUUUAUCUCUUCACUUCUUUUUUUCCCAGAUAUAAAAAACUUUAACCAGAUAUGAAGAUGCUCCAAGCUUUGAUCAUCAUUUUCUAUCUGAACUUGUGUAUGUGAAAGUGUACUUCAGAGCGCUGAUGGUGAAAGUUUCUCAAGAAGGUGUUUGUUUGCUGGCUAUUAAGAGUCAAAUAUACAAAGCUGUAUCUAAUUGAAAGUGCUUCAAAUGAGGCUGUAAUAGAAAUAUUUUUUCAUUUUUAAAGGAGCCUAAUGUGUUUAUAUUGUAGUUUAUAACUCACAAGUAGUGAGUAUUUGAUAUUGUAUUUUUAUUACUGUAUCAUGGUCAUUGCAUAUUUUAUCAUAUUUGGCUUAGAUGGCUUUAUGAAUUUUGAUAAAUGGUUCAGCUGAUCCUCCACAUGGAAUUUCUCCUACAGACUGUAUGAGAGUGCUUCCAGAUGAGUCAUGAUACCCUCGGAUCAUUGUGGAUCGAUCAUACUGUACCUGAUGUUCAGAUGGUUUUCUCAGAUAAAUAAAUUUAUUUAAAAUA
Mus pahari (shrew mouse) is the source of this 1664-nucleotide messenger RNA. It is a transcript of the gene Rab28, whose product is annotated as RAB28, member RAS oncogene family. NCBI's taxonomy places the organism in Eukaryota, Metazoa, Chordata, Mammalia, Rodentia, Muridae. The coding region runs from base 203 to 868 and encodes 221 amino acids. Gene Ontology annotation, cellular component: Golgi apparatus; endosome. The transcript is spliced from 7 exons. Gene Ontology annotation, molecular function: GTP binding; GTPase activity. The record is from RefSeq and is a predicted model, not a curated record.